UGAAUGUUUCAAACCAAAUACUGAAGGAGAGUGAAGAUAAAAGAAAAGAAUUUCUAAUGGAACUCGUAAGAGUAAGGGAGACUGUACAUCAUAGAGGAAGAUCACAGGACAGUUUAGAUCACGUGACGUGGCUCUGGAGACACCGGAGAGAGGCGAGACCUGACAUCGUGAGAUCCUGUAUAGGUCUACAUCCACACUGGGACAUUUACAUCAUCGACAACAAAGCUUACAGAAAACUAAGUAAAUAUCACAAAUACACACCGGAAGUCAGAAGUCUGUUGUACUGUACAUUGUUGGUUGAUGGAUAUACCUUGAAUACCAGGGAAGAUUCCUACAAGAACAUGCUUUUCAAGCUCAGGGUUAGAUACUUUAAAGAGGAAGAAAUUACAAAUGAAAUAAGUACAGCAGAUCUCCCUGAAGGAAUCAUGCAAGUAAAAGACAAUAAAAUUACCUUUAAAUCAGACGACAUCCGGCAUGACGUCAUGUACGCCUUUGUUACGGAAUGUCUGGUGGUGGACAGUGAUCUGGAGUUUUUCCUAAACACAGCAUCGGGUCACGUGAUUACAGAAUACUGUCGGUCCUGGAAUUAUGAGAAAAGUGAGGGAGAGAGAUGUCUGUAUGUACCAAAGAAUCCGGAGAUGUUGGAUCCCUUUAUAAAGAGACUACAACUUGACAUCAUCAAAUACUGCUAUAUAUCAGACAGAGAAAUUCGUGAAAAGAUCAGAAAUCAAUUGAAGAUUCCUCCAGAAAUACUAGAGUGGGACCAAGAGGCCAGAGAGCGGUAUGUGGAGUACGGUAAGAGAGGAACACAGACAGUCCACCACGCCCGGGGGAUGAUUGUAGGAUGUGCUGGGGCGGGGAAAACCACGCUACUUAAACGUCUACUUGGUUGUAGUGAAAAAGAGAUUAAAAAAGUUAAAUCUACUAAGGGAUUGGAGGUGCAUGAGGAAAUUUUUAAGAUUGACGAUGACACAAAGAGACUCAAAGGUAAAUAA
This is a messenger RNA of Saccostrea cuccullata (small rock oyster), 995 nucleotides long. RefSeq lists its product as uncharacterized. Lineage: Eukaryota; Metazoa; Mollusca; Bivalvia; Ostreida; Ostreidae. The record is from RefSeq and is a predicted model, not a curated record. The transcript is spliced from 3 exons. The annotation marks the transcript as partial.